Ipomoea nil (Japanese morning glory) is the source of this 534-nucleotide messenger RNA. RefSeq lists its product as uncharacterized. Lineage: Eukaryota; Viridiplantae; Streptophyta; Magnoliopsida; Solanales; Convolvulaceae. The transcript has a single exon. The record is from RefSeq and is a predicted model, not a curated record. Bases 1 to 534 code for a protein of 177 amino acids.
AUGAAUCUAUCUCUCUUGGGUAAACAGGUUUGGAGGCUCCUCACUCGUACUGAUUCCCUUGUUGCCAAGGUAUAUAAAUCACGUUAUUACCCAACUUGCUCUUUGUUUGAAGCAACUAUUGGCAGUAACCCAUAUUUUUUGUGGCGGGGUAUGAUGGAAGCUUUGAGCGCAAUAAAGGAUGACUGUUAUAGGAGUAUUGGUAACGGAGAAGGCACGCUCACUGGUGAUCCGUGGCUCCCUCUCUCGGAUAACCCUUAUGUCACCACGGAGCUGCAUGAGUUUAUUACAACAGCGCUAGUCUCCUCAUUAUUCGCCAUGCAUGAAGCAAAAUGGGACGUUGACUGUGUGAGGGAUGUGUUCAAUGCUCGGGAUGCAGACGCAAUUCAUAAUAUCCCGGUAAGUCAACGUCAACCUCUGGACAAAUGGGUGUGGGUUGGGGACCCCAAGGGUGCUUACACUGUUAAAUCAUUCUAUAGGAAGUUGGUAGGAGAGUUCCCGGAGGAUAAUCCUUGGCAUCUAAUUUGGAAUCUGUAG